Messenger RNA from Engraulis encrasicolus (European anchovy), 1499 nucleotides. RefSeq names its product THAP domain-containing protein 1-like. Bases 393 to 1127 code for a protein of 244 amino acids. The record is from RefSeq and is a predicted model, not a curated record. Lineage: Eukaryota; Metazoa; Chordata; Actinopteri; Clupeiformes; Engraulidae. The transcript has 4 exons.
UUUCUGGAAUAAAACACAUCACUCUACACACCCAUACCACUUUUUUCCCAUUUGAUGCAGUUUGGAAGAUUUUGUGUCAGACGGUAUCCACUCAACGGUAGCCGUAGGGGCAACAUUUCCAAGCCCAUAAAUGACUUUCCCCCACUUUUUAAACGUUGUGCAGAUGUGCCAUAGUCGAAUCAAACACUUCCCGCGUCUGUCACACCCCCGCCUACUUGUACUCAUUUAUUUCUGAAAACGGCAAUGAAGGCGGCACCGUGACGUCAUCGGCUGGCGACACCAUUUAUUCUGACAGCAGGCGGUUGAGCUUCCUUCGCUCGCUCAAUCAGCUAGGACUGCAAAACGCUUGUAAACAUUAGCUUUUUGGGAGUAAUAUUUGGGUUUUGCAAAAAAUGGUUCGAAUGUGUACAUUCCCAGGAUGCGAAAACAAGAUGACUAGAUGGACAUCCUUGUCUUUUCAUCGGCUUCCUCUGCAAAACCGAGAAGUAUUGAGACUGUGGCUUAUCGCAAUGAGAAUGGAUCCUAACAUCAGACCGCAGCGAUUGCGACGCGCUGAUCAUCGAGUUUGUAGUGCCCAUUUCUCUGCCGAUGAUUUUUGUCCACUAGAGGAAAUGAAACCUGGCCAAAAAUCUCAGUAUCGAAUUCUCAAGACCGGCGCUGUGCCUACGGCCACCGAACAACGCUCAGAGGAAACUACGGAAAGUGCCAGCAGUGGUUUCAGCCUUGCAGUGACCGAAUUAUCUUCACUUCCUCAGUCAACUCCUGAGAAAAGCCAACACGGUGCACUGGAGGAACCAUCAGGAUCUAGAGGGCCAUUUGACUCUGCAUUGAAUGUGCUUAUGACAAGCCCCCCCCAGACUACAACAACACCAAAAAGGCGUUCGUUAUCUGGGAAGUACUAUGCCUUGGCUCCCACGUGGUCGCAACCAUUGCUUUGUAUCCGUCGAUGGACUUCCCUGCUGUACCACAUCACUGGGGUGCAUCGAUGGGAAGAAGGGAGCAGUGAGCACACCUGUCUCCACCCCCCCUUGUCUGAUGAGGAGCAAGAGAGAGGGAGGCAACAGGCCACAACUAAAGCAGGUGAACUCUGUUGGUCCUUCCCAUAUUCCAGGCAGUCAGGGGAUUGAGUGUCAAAGCCCAUCUACCAGAAGACGACACAGACCUUCAGAAGGACCCUAAUUGAGCGUGCCUUGGAGAUGAGGGAUGAUGCUAGUAUAGCAUACACAGAGCAGUUCAAGAAGCCACGUUGCAAAAGACUGCUUCAGAAUAUUGCUCCAGUCGCCAGACUAGACAAAAACUUUUUAGUGGCUAGACGGACCAGUCGCUUUGGAGGAUUGAGAGCUAAGCCCUAUUAGACCCACUGACUUUUUCUUUGAAUCCAACACCCAAGGGUCUUCGGGGUCACCAUUUCACACUUCUCCAAAAUCAUCUAUAACUCAGAGUUUUGGCCUUGACGCUACAAACCUUGCAACUUCUAGUUUUCAAAUAUAUACUGAGAA